Messenger RNA from Bufo bufo (common toad), 4569 nucleotides. RefSeq names its product dual oxidase 1-like. The transcript has 33 exons. The record is from RefSeq and is a predicted model, not a curated record. NCBI's taxonomy places the organism in Eukaryota, Metazoa, Chordata, Amphibia, Anura, Bufonidae. Gene Ontology annotation, biological process: response to oxidative stress; defense response; superoxide anion generation. Gene Ontology annotation, cellular component: plasma membrane; NADPH oxidase complex. Gene Ontology annotation, molecular function: peroxidase activity; heme binding; calcium ion binding. The coding region runs from base 10 to 4569 and encodes 1519 amino acids.
UCAACAAUCAUGACUGAAAAACAAUUCUGGCUUUUCUUUAUUCAUUCAUGGAUGUGCUUCGAUGUAGCACAGAUGACAGUGAACUGGGAAAUUCAACGUUAUGAUGGGUGGUAUAAUAACCUAGCCUAUCAUAGCAUGGGUUCCAAAGGCUCUAAACUGAUGCGUCUCAUCCCAGCAAGUUACUCUGAUGGAGUUUAUCAAGUAGCAAAAGAACCAGAGCUGCCAAACCCACGGGAAAUCAGUAAUACAGUCAUGAAAGGAGAGUCAGGUCGUCCAUCCUCUAGAAAUUUGACAGUGAUGGCAGUAUUCUUUGGCUAUCAUGUCCUUUCAGAAAUAGUGUCUACAGAAAUGCCAGCAUGUCCAGCUGAAUUUCUAAAUAUUCAUAUACCUGUUGGAGAUCCAGUGUUUGACCCUGAGAAGAGAGGCAAUGUGGUUUUGCCAUUCCAAAGAAUUCAAUGGUCUAAAGAUAGCGGGAAAAGUCCCAACAACCCAAGAAAUCAGAUCAAUACAGUAACAGCAUGGAUAGAUGGGAGCUCAAUCUAUGGCUCAUCACAUUCUUGGAGUGAUGCUCUAAGAAGUUUCUCUGGAGGAAAGCUGGCUUCUGGACCAGAAGGAGUCUUUCCACCAUAUGCCACGCAAAGUCUUCCUAUGUGGAGAGUUCCAGAUCCUUCAACAGGCAAAACUGGGAAUGAUGGAAUAUAUAGCUUUGGUAAUGCUAUGGGAAAUGAAAGUCCAUUUAUCCAAGCAGAGAGCCUUGUUUGGUUUCGAUACCACAAUUUUAUAGCGGAAGAACUGGCAAAGAAGAACAGUGAUUGGUCUGAUGAAGUUUUGUUUCAGAACGCAAGGAAAUGGGUGAUUGCAACAUACCAGAAAGUUGUGUUUUAUGAAUGGCUCCCUACGUUCCUCCCUGUAUUGCCACAACAUUUGACGAAAUAUAAUGGGUACAAACAGCAUGUGGAUCCAAGCAUAUCUCCAGAAUUUUUGGCACUAACAUCACUAAUGUUGUAUACCAUGACGCCUUCAGGAGUCUAUAUGAGAGAUGAAAAUUGUACAUUAAUAAAUGUGAAAAAUAGGGACGGUGGAAAUUCAUCUGCUCUUCGCUUGUGCAACAAUUACUGGAACCGAGAGAACCCCAACCUGAAAACUCUGGUUGAUGUUGAUAAUUUGUUGAUGGGCAUGUGUUCUCAAAUAGCUGAAGAAGAAGAUCACAUUGUAGUGUCAGAUUUGAGAGACUACUGGUAUGGGCAGAUCAAAUAUUCUCGAACAGACUUAUUGGCUUCUAGUAUCCUACGAGGGAGAGACAUGGGACUUCCUAGUUAUAACAAAUUAAGGAACCACUAUGGAUUUCAACCUUUAGACUGGGACAAAAUCCGUAACCCCAUCAUAAGAAAACAGUUAAAGGCAUUGUAUGACGAUGACAUUGAAAAGCUGGAGUUUAUUCCUGGAGUCUUGUCAGAGAUUGAUGGUCCGCUUAUAGCUGAAAUCAUCUUAAGUCAAUUCAAUCGAACAAGAGAAGGAGACAGAUUUUGGUUUGAAAAUUUGAAAAAUGGGUUGUUCACAUCAGAUGAAAUAUCUAAUAUCAUGAACACUAGCUUUCAUGAUGUCCUUGUCUCUGUGAAUGAUGCAUUUGAGAAGGCAACUAAGAACAAUGUCUUCAGGAAGAACGAUGAUCCAUGUGUUGAAAUCCAACAGCUAAAAUCUGAUGACAUGGAGAAGUGUGUGCCACUUAUGGUCACAGACUACUUUGAAGGAUGUGCUGCUGGAUUUGGAAUCACAAUUGCAGCUCUUUGCUGUCUUCCUAUUGUGAGUCUUAUAAUUGCCCUGUUGGUUGCAAGGUAUCGAAAGCAAACUUUCCUCAAAAUGCAACCAAAGACUGAAGACUCUGGAGUCAGAAAAAUGAAUAAUAGAGAAGGAUUUCCAGCCUCAGAAUGGUGUGGAGGAGAUGAGCCUUUCCAACAUGUCUUCAUUCAGUUGCAUCCAAACCAAGUCAUUACGGUUAUAGAUGGUACCAAAUCGAACACCAGGACAAUCAGGUUACAGAAUCAGCAGAAUAUAGAGGUCACCUUCUCAAAUAAUAAUGGUAGCAGAGUUGCCCGAGUUAGGAUCCCCAAAGAAUAUGAUCUGGUGCUCUUUUUUAAUGACCAGCAUGAUAGAGAAGCCUUCAUCAAAAAGCUUCAGACAUUUUUUGAUGACUGUGGAGUUUCCUAUACUUUGACUGCAUUGCGAGAAAGAGACCUCCUUAAAGACUCUAUUUCUAAGAAAAAAAGACAAGAGAUGCUGGAGACGUUUUUCAGAAAUUCACUCUCCCAUGUGUUUGACAUUGAGAAGCAAAAUUCAGGAGUAGUUCACAAGCAGGAAAUUUCUGAAGCUCUGAAGUGCGAGUUGUCAAGGGAAGAGUUUGCAGAAUCAUUGGGGCUUGACCCUAAAGCCCAUUUCGUGGACGCCAUGUUUUCUGUUGCUGACGAGGAUGGCAAUGGCUACCUGUCCUUUAAUGAAUUCUGCUACAUACUGUGCAUAUUAUUAAAAGACUCAGUGGAAAACAAGUUAAGAUUUAUGUUUGCAAUAUACGAUGUUAACGAAACUGGAGUCCUCACUAAGGAAGAGUUUACUCAGAUGCUCAGGUCUUUCAAUCAACUAUCUAACUUUCUUUCAAGAGAUCAAACUGAGCAAGUCAUUGAUAGUAUGUUUAUUGAGAGUGGACUUCAGUCUACACAAGAAAUCACAUGGGAGCAGUUUCAUUCUAUGUUUAAGCAACAUGCCAAUGUAUUAAGUCAAAUGACAUUUCAGGGAUCAACUUUGCCAAUUAUCACUCGCAAUAUUACCAGCAAGAUUUCAUUUAUAGACAAAGGAACUAAAGAAAACACUGACAGUAUUGGUGAAAACCAUACGGACACAGUAGAAUUGGAAGGACAAGAACUUCGAAACAGACGUGGUAGAAUGAAUAAGAACAAGGCGAAUGCACCGCGUUUAUUUACUACGGCAAGAAGAGAAAAAUAUGAGUCAAGUAAAAUCCACCAAAAGAUACAGCAAUUUAAACGGUUAAUUGAAAACUACCGGCGCCAUAUUGUAUGCAUAGUAAUAUUCUAUGGAAUAUCUGCUGGACUGUUUGCAGAAAGAGGUUAUUAUUAUGGUUUUGCAUCUCCAGGAACUGGAAUUUCUGAUACUACCUAUGUGGGACUUAUAGUCUCUCGAGGGGCAGCUGCCAGCAUUUCUUUUAUGUAUUCUUAUAUCCUUCUGACUAUGUGCCGUAAUCUCAUAACUUUCCUGCGAGAGACCUUCUUGAAUCAAUAUAUCCCAUUUGAUGCUGCAGUAGACUUCCACCGCUUGGUUGCCAUGAGUGCGCUUGUCCUUUCAAUUUUACACACAGUCGGCCAUUUAGUCAAUGUCUACAUUUUUUCAAUCACUCCUCUCAGUGUCCUCAGCUGCCUCUUCCCGACAGUGUUCUCAGAUAAUGGAUCUGAGUUUCCACACAAAUAUUAUUGGUGGUUUUUUGAGACUGUACCAGGUAUGACUGGAGUCCUGCUCCUAGCAAUCAUGGCUCUCAUGUACGUGUUUUCUUCAUAUUAUUUUCGACGUGUCAGUUUCCGUGGCUUCUGGAUCAUUCAUCAUCUAUAUGUACUUUUCUAUAUUUUGAUUAUCAUUCAUGGCAGUUUUGCACUCAUUCAACAACCAAAGUUUCAUAUAUAUUUUAUUGCCCCGGCUAUAAUCUUUGUGUUUGACAAACUGAUUAGUCUGAGAAGAAAAAAGAUUGAGAUAGACGUUUUGGAAGCAAAGCAACUUCCCUCAGGUGUAACUUCCUUAAAGUUUCAACGGCCGUCUGACUUUGACUACAAGUCUGGACAAUGGGUCAGGAUCGCCUGUUUGUCUCUUGGUACAGAUGAAUACCAUCCCUUCACACUGACAUCUGCUCCCCAUGAAGAAACAUUAAGUUUACAUAUAAGAGCAGUAGGACCAUGGACGACAAGCCUAAGGCAGCUUUGUUCAUCUCCUUCAUCCCCUAAGCUUUUCUUGGAUGGACCAUUUGGAGAGGGACACCAGGAGUGGAAUAAGUUUGAAGUGUCGGUGUUAGUUGGCGGAGGAAUCGGAGUUACACCAUUUGCUUCAAUCCUAAAAGAUCUGGUCUUCAAAUCAUCAGUCAAUGCAAGGAUACAAUGCAAGAAAAUUUAUUUCAUUUGGGUAACUCGCACUCAGCGGCAGUUUGAAUGGCUGACAGACAUCAUUAAAGAGGUGGAAGAGAAAGAUAGCAACGACCUUCUGUCAGUCCAUAUAUACAUCACGCAACUUAGUGAAAAGUUUGACUUCCGCACAGCCAUGCUGUACAUCUGUGAGCGGCACUUCCAGAAAGUUCAGAGCAGAAGCUUAAUGACUGGGUUGAGAUCUGUCACACAUUUUGGAAGACCACCAUUUACGGGAUUUCUGAAUUCUUUACAAGAUGUCCACCCUGAGGUGAAGAAAAUUGGUGUGUUCAGCUGUGGUCCUCCUGGAAUGACGAAAAAUGUUGAAGAUGCCUGCAAGAAACUCAACAAAAGAGACCAAGCCCAUUUUAUGCAUCACUAUGAGAAUUUUUAA